Messenger RNA from Taeniopygia guttata (zebra finch), 7301 nucleotides. The record is from RefSeq and is a predicted model, not a curated record. NCBI's taxonomy places the organism in Eukaryota, Metazoa, Chordata, Aves, Passeriformes, Estrildidae.
GGGAAGGCGGAGGGGGCGUGGUCUGGUGAGGCGGAGGGGGCGUGGCCUGACGAGGCGGCGCGGCCCGGGCGCUGCGCGGCGCCGGGCCCGGUUCUGGCCCGGUUCUACCGCGGUUCUGGCCCGGUUUUAUCCCGGUUCCGGCCCCGGCGGAGCCCCCGCGAGCCCGGCAGGUGCGGCCAUGGCGGGCGCGGCGCCCCCCGCAGGCGCCCCCGAGCACCCCUUCACCUGCCGGGAGUGCGGCAAAUCCUUCCGCUGGUCCUCGCGCCUGGCGCAUCACCUGCGCAGCCACACAGGUGAGCGCCCCUACAAGUGCCCCGAGUGCCCCAAGGCCUUCAAGGGCUCCUCCGCCCUCCUCUACCACCUGCGGGGCCACACAGGUGAGCGUCCCUACGCCUGUGCCACCUGCAGCAAGAGCUUCAAGCGCUCCUCGCUGCUGCAGGCGCACCUGCGCGUGCACACGGGGCUGCGCGCCUUCAGGUGCGCCCAGUGCGGCCUCACCUUCAAGUGGGCGUCGCACUACCAGUACCACCUGCGGCAGCACUCAGGUGAGCGGCCGUACCGCUGCCCCGCCUGCCCCAAGGCCUUCAAGAACUCCUCCAGCCUGCGGCGCCACCGCCACACCCACACAGGUGAGCGCCCGCACACCUGCGGCACCUGCGGCAAGGGCUUCGCGCAGGCGGCCAACCUGCGGCAGCACCUGCGGGUGCACACAGGUGAGCGGCCGUACGCCUGCGGUACCUGCGGCAAGGGCUUCACGCACUCCUCCAACCUGCACCUGCACCUGCGCACGCACGGCCCCGCCCCGCCCUGCCCCGCCUGCGCCGCGCCCGCGGCCUCGCGCACCUGCCCGCGCCGACACCUGCCGGGCCCCGCCCCGCCCGCCGCCGCCGCCUCACCUGAGCCGCUCUGGCGGCCAACGGGGCUCACCUGCGCCCAGCAAGAGGCGCCGCCGGCCCCGCCCCACCGCUGCCUCACCUGCGGCGAGAGCUUCGACAGCACCUCGGGGCUGGCGCGGCACCUGCCCGGCCACGAGCGGCCCAGGUGCGCCACCAGAGCCCCGCCUCACCUGGCCGCGCCCCCGCCAGGUGAGCCCGCGCCGCCGGCCCCGCCCGAGCGGCCGUACAGGUGCGGCGAGUGCGGCAAAGCCUUCAAGGGCUCCUCGGGGCUGCGCUACCACCUGCGCGACCACACAGGUGAGCGGCCCUACGCCUGCGGCACCUGCGGCAAGAGCUUCAAGCGCUCCUCGCUGCUGCAGGCGCACCUGCGCGUGCACACGGGGCUGCGCGCCUUCAGGUGCGCCCAGUGCGGCCUCACCUUCAAGUGGGCGUCGCACUACCAGUACCACCUGCGGCAGCACUCAGGUGAGCGGCCGUACCGCUGCCCCGCCUGCCCCAAGGCCUUCAAGAACUCCUCCAGCCUGCGGCGCCACCGCCACACCCACACAGGUGAGCGCCCGCACACCUGCGGCACCUGCGGCAAGGGCUUCGCGCAGGCGGCCAACCUGCGGCAGCACCUGCGGGUGCACACAGGUGAGCGGCCGUACGCCUGCGGUACCUGCGGGAAGAGCUUCACGCACUCCUCCAACCUGCACCUGCACCUGCGCACGCACUCGGCGGCGCGGCCCUUCCGCUGCCCCACCUGCGCCAAGGCCUUCGCCGCCGCCGCCUACCUGCAGCGGCACCUGCGCACCCACGGCGCCGCCCCGCGCGCCGCACCUGCGCCGCCGCCCCCACCUGCGGUGUACCUGGUGCUGGGCCCCGCCCCCAGCAAGGUGCUGCUGCUGCCCGCCACGCCCGGCCCCGCCCGGCCGCACCUGGCGCAGGUGGGGCAGCGCGGCUGGAGGGGGCUGCUGCUCAUACCUGGCGGCGGGACGGAGGCGGCUGAGGUGACAGGUGUGACAGGGGUUACAGGUGUGACAGGGGUGACAGGUGUGACAGGGGUUACAGGUGUGACAACAGGGCUUACAGGUGUGACAGGGGUUACAGGGGUUACAGGUGUGACAGGGGUUACAGGUGUGACAGGGGUUACAGCUAUAACAGGAGUAGGUGUGACAGGGGUUACAGGUGUGACAGGUGUGACAGGGGUUACAGGUGUGACAGGGGUUACAGGUGUGGCAGGUGUGACAGAUGUGACAGGGGUUACAGGUGUGACAGCAGUUCCAGGGGUGACAGGUGUGACAGGCAUAACAGGAGUAGGUGUGACAGGGCUUACAGGUGUGACAGGUGUGACAGGGGUUCCAGGUGUGGCAGGUGUGACAGGGGUUACAGGUGUGACAAGUGUGACAGGAGUAGGUCUGACAGGGGUGACAGGUGUGGCGGGUGCGACAGGUGUGACAGGGGUUCCAGGUAUGACAGGUAUGACAGGAGUAGGUGUGACAGGGCUUACAGGUGUGCCAGCUGGAGGUGUGACAGGUGUGACCGCUGGAGGUGUCACAGGUACAACCGGUGUGACAGGGGUUACAGGUGUGACAGGCGGAGGUCUCACAGGUGUACCUGUCACAGGUGUGACAGGUGUGACAGGUGUGACAGGUAUCACAGGUGUCACAGGUGUGCCAGCUGGAGGUGUGACAGGUGUGACCGCUGGAGGUGUCACAGGUACAACCACUGUGACAGGGCUUACAGGUGUGACAGGUGUAGGUCUCACAGGUAUCACAGGUCUCACAGGUGUACCUGUCACAGGUGUACCUGUCACAGGUGUGACAGGUGGCACAAGUGGAGGUGUCACAGGUGUCCAGCUCCAGGUACUGCCCGUGGCCCCAGAGGUCACCAAUGUCCAGCUGCAGGGCCAGGAGGUGACAGGUGGGACAGGUGGGACAGGUGUAGGUGUCACAGGUGGGACAGGUGUGACAGGUUUAGGUGGGACAGGUGUCACAGGUGUCACAGGUAUGACAGGUGUAGGUGGGACAGGUGUGGUGGGUUUAGGUGGGACAGGUGUCACAGGUAUGAUGGGUUUAGGUGGGACAGGUUUAGGUGUGACAGGUGUCACAGGUGUCACAGGUGUCACAGGUUUAGGUGGGACAGGUGUGAUGGGUUUAGGUGGGAAAGGUUUAGGUGGGACAGGUGUCACAGGUGGGACAGGUUUAGGUGGGACAGGUGUGAUGGGUUUAGGUGGGACAGGUGUGACAGGUGUCACAGGUGUGACAGGUGUAGGUGUGACAGGGGUGCAGCUCCAUGUGCUCCCGGUGCCCUCAGAGGUGACCAACGUCCAUCUCCAGCCACCUGAGCUCACCAGCGUCCAGCUCCAGGUGCUGCCACCGCCCCCAGGUGCCACCAACCUCCAGCUCCAGGUGCUGCCACCAUCCCCAGGUGCCACCAACCUCCAGCUCCAGGUGCUGCCACCAUCCCCAGGUGCCACCAACCUCCAGCUCCAGGUGCUGCCACCGCCCCCAGGUGCCACCAACCUCCAGCUCCAGGUGCUGCCACCGCCCCCAGGUGCCACCAACCUCCAGCUCCAGGUGUUGGCCGGACCACCUGAGAUGACCAACGUCCAUCUCCAGCCAGGUGAGGUCGCCACUGUCCAGCUCCAGGUGUUGCCACCACCUCCAGGUGCCACCAACCUCCAGCUCCAGCCAGGUGAGGUCACCAACGUCCAGCUCCAGGUGUUGCCACCACCUUCAGCUGGCGCAGGUGUCCAGCUCCAGGCCACCGAGGUGACCGAUGUCCACCUGGGAACCUCAGAGGUGUCUGAUAUCCACCUGGGGACCUCAGAACUGCCCAAUGUCCACCUGGAACCCACAGAGAUGACCGAUGUCCACUUGGAGCCCACCAAGGUGACCAGUGUCCACCUGGAACCCACCCAGAUGACUGAUGUCCAUCUGCAGACCUCAGAGGUGACCGAUGUCCACUUGGAGCCCACCGAGGUGACCAGUGUCCAUCUGGAGACCUCAGAGGUGACCAGUGUCCACCUGGAGCCCACGGAGAUGACCGAUGUCCAUCUGGAGACCUCAGAACUGCCCAGUGUCCACCUGGAGCCCACCGAGGUGACCGAUGUCCACCUGGGGACCUCAGAGGUGACCAAUGUCCACUUGGAGCCCACGGAGAUGACCAAUGUCCAUUUGGAGACCUCAGAAGUGACCGAUGUCCACUUGGAGCCCACCAAGGUGACCAAUGUCCACCUCGGAACCUCAGAACUGCCCAGUGUCCACCUGGAGACCUCAGAACUGCCCAGUGUCCACCUGGAGUCCACGGAGAUGACCAAUGUCCACCUGGAGACCUCAGAGGUGACCGAUGCCCACCUGGAACCCACCGAGGUGACCAGUGUCCACCUGGAGCCCAUGGAGAUGACCGAUGUCCACCUGGAGACCACAGAGGUGACCGAUGUCCAUCUGGAGACCACUGAGGUGACUGAUGUCCACCUGGAGCCCACCCAGAUAACUGAUGUCCAUCUGGGGACCUCAGAGGUGACCGAUGUCCACCUGGAGACCUCAGAACUGCCCAGUGUCCACCUGGAGACCACGGAGAUGACCAAUGUCCACCUGGAGCCCACAGAGAUGACCAGUGUCCACCUGGAGACCUCAGAGAUGACCGAUGUCCACCUGGAACCCGCAGAGAUGAGCAGUGUCCACCUGGAGACCACUGAGGUGACCGAUGUCCAUCUGGAGACCACUGAGGUGACUGAUGUCCACCUGGAGCCCACCCAGAUAACUGAUGUCCAUCUGGGGACCUCAGAGGUGACCGAUGUCCACCUGGAGACCUCAGAACUGCCCAGUGUCCACCUGGAGCCCACCAAGAUGACCGAUGUCCACCUGGAGCCCACGGAGAUGACCAAUGUCCACCUGGAGACCUCAGAGGUGACCGAUGUCCACCUGGAACCCGCAGAGAUGAGCAGUGUCCACCUGGAGACCUCAGACGUGACCGAUGUCCACCUGGAAACCUCAGAGGUGACCGAUGUCCACUUGGAGCCCACCGAGAUGACCGAUGUCCAUAUGGAGACCUCAGAGGUGACCGAUGUCCAUCUGGAGCCCACAGAGAUGACCGAUGUCCACCUGGGAACCUCAGAACUGCCCAGUGUCCACUUGGAGCCCACGGAGAUGACCAAUGUCCACCUGGAGACCUCAGACGUGACCGAUGUCCACCUGGAAACCUCAGAGGUGACCGAUGUCCACCUGGAAACCUCAGAGAUGACCGAUGUCCACCUGGAGCCCACCGAGGUGACCGAUGUCCACUUGGAGCCCACCGAGGUGACCAGUGUCCAUCUGGAGACCUCAGAGGUGACCAGUGUCCACCUGGAGCCCACGGAGAUGACCGAUGUCCAUCUGGAGACCUCAGAACUGCCCAGUGUCCACCUGGAGCCCACCGAGGUGACCGAUGUCCACCUGGGGACCUCAGAGGUGACCAAUGUCCACUUGGAGCCCACGGAGAUGACCAAUGUCCAUUUGGAGACCUCAGAAGUGACCGAUGUCCACUUGGAGCCCACCAAGGUGACCAAUGUCCACCUCGGAACCUCAGAACUGCCCAGUGUCCACCUGGAGACCUCAGAACUGCCCAGUGUCCACCUGGAGUCCACGGAGAUGACCAAUGUCCACCUGGAGACCUCAGAGGUGACCGAUGCCCACCUGGAACUCACCGAGGUGACCAGUGUCCACCUGGAGCCCAUGGAGAUGACCGAUGUCCACCUGGAGACCACAGAGGUGACCGAUGUCCAUCUGGAGACCACUGAGGUGACUGAUGUCCACCUGGAGCCCACCCAGAUAACUGAUGUCCAUCUGGGGACCUCAGAGGUGACCGAUGUCCACCUGGAGACCUCAGAACUGCCCAGUGUCCACCUGGAGACCACGGAGAUGACCAAUGUCCACCUGGAGCCCACAGAGAUGACCAGUGUCCACCUGGAGACCUCAGAGAUGACCGAUGUCCACCUGGAACCCGCAGAGAUGAGCAGUGUCCACCUGGAGACCACUGAGGUGACCGAUGUCCAUCUGGAGACCACUGAGGUGACUGAUGUCCACCUGGAGCCCACCCAGAUAACUGAUGUCCAUCUGGGGACCUCAGAGGUGACCGAUGUCCACCUGGAGACCUCAGAACUGCCCAGUGUCCACCUGGAGCCCACCAAGAUGACCGAUGUCCACCUGGAGCCCACGGAGAUGACCAAUGUCCACCUGGAGACCUCAGAGGUGACCGAUGUCCACCUGGAACCCGCAGAGAUGAGCAGUGUCCACCUGGAGACCUCAGACGUGACCGAUGUCCACCUGGAAACCUCAGAGGUGACCGAUGUCCACUUGGAGCCCACCGAGAUGACCGAUGUCCAUAUGGAGACCUCAGAGGUGACCGAUGUCCAUCUGGAGCCCACAGAGAUGACCGAUGUCCACCUGGGAACCUCAGAACUGCCCAGAAUCCACCUGGAGCCCACUGAGGUGACCGAUGUCCACCUGGAGCCCGUGGAGGAGGUGCCCAGUGUCCACCUGGAGACCUCAGAGGUGCCCUCUCACCACCUGGACACCUCGGAGGAGGUGCCCGAUGCUCACCUGGACACCUUGGCCAUGACCGGUGUCCACCUGGAGGUGCCUGGAGCCCACCUGGAACCCACCGAGGUGCACCUGGAACCCCCCUAGGAUGUGCCCGGUGCCCACCUGGAGACCCCAGAGGUGCCCAGUGCUCACCUGGAGAUGCCCAUUGCUCACCUGGGCACACCUUGGAGAUGACCCAUGUCCACCUGGGCAUGUCAGAGGUGCCCGGUGCCCACCUGGAGACCACACAGGUGCCUGAUGCCCACCUGGACACACCUUGGAGGUGCCCACCUCUCACCUGCACAGGUGCCCGGUGCCCACCUGGAGCCCCCCAGGGGAUCCCGUGCCCCGCCCUGUGCUCACCUGUGCCCGCAGGUGAGGGGUACCAGGGGGUACCUGAGGGGUACCUGAGCUCACCUGCCCAGGUGAGGGGUACCUGAGGGUACCUGGGGGGUGCCAGGGGGUACCUGAGCUCACCUGUGCCCGCAGGUGAGGGGUGCCAGGGAGUACCUGGGGGUACCUGAGCUCACCUGCCCAGGUGAGGGGUGCCAGGGGGUACCUGAGGGUACCUGGGGGGUGCCUGAGGGGUACCUGAGCUCACCUGCCCAGGUGAGGGGUGCCAGGGGGUACCUGAGGGGUACCUGAACUCACCUGUGCCCGCAGGUGAGGGGUGCCAGGGGGUACCUGGGGGGUACCUGAGGGGUACCUGAGCUCACCUGCCCAGGUGAGGGGUACCUGGGGGUACCUGGGGGGUGCCAGGGGGUACCUGAGGGUACCUGGGGGUACCUGAGCUCACCUGCCCAGGUGAGGCUGUUCCCGCGUCCCCGCCCGUGUCAAUAAAGGCGCCCCUCCCCCCCCC